UCCUCCUGCUCGCUCCUUUCAGGCUUGCAUCAAUCCUCGCUUGCCUGGAUUAUUUGACUCUGCCGACAAUAACCCAUUUUAACAAAUAAAGCGAUAUAUCUCGUCCCUUUUGCUGCUUUCAAGCACCGACCGCGACUUGGCGCGACGUGCAGCAGCAAAACCUGGUGACCCGGCGAUCGCACGACCGCCUUCUCGAACCUGCCUCUGAACCAUCGAUAGCGAAGCCUUUCAAAGCUUCUGCAUCGCGCUCGACAGUUAAAGAGCUGCGAUCGUUAUUCAGCCAUUCAUCACCACCUUCGAACCACACCUAAUUCACGUCGCAAUUUCCUCUCGCCACCAUGUCCGGCAAGCUGGACCAGUCUCUCGAUGAGAUCCUUACCAGUCAACGGCGCAACCAGCAAGGCCGUCGCCGCUCUACGCGCCGUGCUGCUGGCGCCGAUAGGCCCGCACCCGCUGCUCCGGCCGGCGGCAUUCAGAAGAACGCUAAGCCCGCGCGCGGCGCUGCCAAGCCCACGCCCGCCAAGACCGCUGGCCUGACCGGCGAGAGCAAGAUCAUGGUCAGCAACCUGCCCAAGGAUGUUUCCGAAGGCCAGAUCAAGGACUAUUUCCAGCAGUCAGUUGGUCAGGUCAAGAGGGUCGAGCUCUCAUACGGACCCGGUGGAGUUAGCCGCGGCAUUGCCCAUGUCACCUUCCACCAUGCGGACGGCGCCAGCAAGGCUUUCUCGACCCUCAACGGACUGCUCAUCGAUAACAAGCCCGUCAAGGUCGAAGUUGUGGUUUCUUCUGCAGAACUUAUCCCUCAGCCCAAGCCGCUCUCUCAGCGCAUCGCGCAGCCCAAGGCUCAGCCUAAGUCUGCUGCCACGGUGAAGCAGAACGGCGCCGGCGCGAAGGGCGGUGCUGCGGCUGGCAAGGGGGGCAAGAAGCCGGCUCGGCGUGCUCGCAGCAACCGGCCGGUUAAGAAGACGGCGGAGGAGCUCGACUCGGAGAUGGCGGAUUACUUUGACAGCGCGAACACUGAGAACACGGGCAACGCCGCUGCCCCCCCGGCUGCUGCUGGCGGUGAUGCCCCGAUGGAGGAAGACGUUCUUUAAAUGAUAGGCGCGCAGAGAGCGUAUAUUCCCCGUAUCCAGGCGGGUUACUAGCGGCAUUAUUGAUGUACGAAAUGGGUUUCGGGCGGUUUGGCAUUUGGGUUGGACGGGUCGGGCACAGCUUUGACUUUGCGGCUGAGCAUCUCUUAGGCACAGAUUGGCACUUGUGAGCUUUGCGGUUACUGUAUAAUUCACUUGCGGUUCGUACACAAGAUCAACGCGCCCUCCUACAUCCUGCAUGACCAC
This is a messenger RNA of Parathielavia appendiculata, 1334 nucleotides long. RefSeq lists its product as uncharacterized. Gene Ontology annotation, molecular function: mRNA binding. The transcript has 4 exons. Gene Ontology annotation, cellular component: nucleus. The coding region runs from base 339 to 1091 and encodes 250 amino acids. Gene Ontology annotation, biological process: mRNA export from nucleus. NCBI's taxonomy places the organism in Eukaryota, Fungi, Ascomycota, Sordariomycetes, Sordariales, Chaetomiaceae. The record is from RefSeq and is a predicted model, not a curated record.